This is a messenger RNA of Drosophila melanogaster (fruit fly), 1634 nucleotides long. It is a transcript of the gene Inx7, whose product is annotated as innexin 7. Bases 200 to 1516 code for a protein of 438 amino acids. Gene Ontology annotation, cellular component: gap junction; plasma membrane. The transcript is spliced from 3 exons. Lineage: Eukaryota; Metazoa; Arthropoda; Insecta; Diptera; Drosophilidae. The record is from RefSeq and is marked reviewed. Gene Ontology annotation, biological process: transmembrane transport.
CUUGCAGUUACGAGGAGCUAGCCGCGGCAAGCGGAGCGCACAAAUCCAUCCGAACCCAGAAGCCAGCCCGUUUCCAAUUGCCACCCAGCCAUAGUUGUCGUAAUCAUCGUAAGAAAGUGAACGAAGUAGAAGUGGGAUCGGAUCGGAUCGGAUCGGGGCCAGAACCUAACCCAAAACCGAAGAUAACGAAGGCGUUACAAUGCUGAACACCUUCAGUUCGGUGAGGCAGUACCUCAAGUUCGAUCUCACGCGUGUGGUCAUCGACAAUAUAGUGUUCAAGCUGCACUAUCGAUGGACCUUCGUAAUACUCCUAGUGGCCACCCUCCUGAUCACGUCGCGCCAGUACAUCGGGGAGCACAUCCAGUGCCUAUCCGACGGUGUUGUGUCUCCGGUCAUCAACACCUUCUGCUUCUUCACGCCCACCUUCACAGUGGUACGUGACCAGAACCAAACUGCCUACAGGCCGGGAAGUGAGCCACCUGGUAUAGGGGCAUUCGAUCCCGAAAAGGACACGAUCAAGCGGCAUGCAUACUACCAGUGGGUGCCCUUUGUCCUGUUCUUCCAGGCUCUCUGCUUCUACAUUCCCCAUGCCCUGUGGAAGAGUUGGGAGGGCGGCCGGAUCAAGGCCCUGGUCUUUGGCCUUCGAAUGGUGGGUCUAACGAGGUACCUGAAGAACGAUAGUCUGCGUAUCGGCAAGCUGAACAUUCCCUCGAUGGCGGAGGCGGAGGAGCGGGUCAAGGACAUUCGUCGCACAAUGAUCGACCGGAUGCGGCUGAAUCAAUCGUGGGGUGCCCACUUGGUCUUCGCGGAGGUGCUCAAUCUGAUUAAUCUUCUGCUGCAGAUCACAUGGACCAACCGUUUUUUGGGCGGUCAAUUCCUCACACUGGGACCACAUGCCCUGAAAAAUCGGUGGUCCGACGAGCUGAGCGUUUUGGAUCUAGUAUUCCCGAAGAUUACCAAGUGCAAGUUCCACAAAUUUGGUGACUCUGGCUCCAUUCAAAUGCACGAUGCCCUUUGCGUGAUGGCGCUGAACAUCAUGAACGAGAAGAUCUACAUUAUUCUGUGGUUCUGGUACGCCUUCCUUUUGAUUGUUACUGUUCUGGGACUGCUUUGGAGAAUUUUAACCCUGUGCUUCUACAGAAAUGUCACAUUUACCCGCUGGUCUCUCUAUUGGGCCAAGCCUGGCCAACUGGACGAAAACGAAUUAUUGGCGGUAAUUGAUAAGUGUAACUUUUCCAACUGGAUGUUCCUUUUCUUCCUGCGCUCCAACCUUUCGGAGUUCCUAUUCAAGAAGGUUAUCUAUCAUUUGGCUAGUGAGUUCCCCAAUCCCGAUCACGAUAACGAUGUCAAUGCCUAUCGAGAGGCACCGCCCACGCCCGCUAAGAACCGUUAUCCGGAGCUCAGUGGUCUGGAUACGAUUGAUUCACCACUCUUGCACCUUCGACGCAAUGGCUCGCCCUCUGCCGGCGGAGCCCAAGGGCCAUCGACUUCGGAUAUGGCAAAGUUACCUGUAUAAUUUAUGCAUUUCAAUUAACGCUAGGCAAUUAAUUAUUGGAGCUUUGUCUUGUUUACACCUGUUUUUUUUUUAUAUAUAUAUAUGAUCAUUUCAUUAUAAAUAUAUUUAUUAUUAAGAG